AUGGAUAAAAUGGUAGUUGAAGAGAUCGAUACGGAUAUAAAUGCGAUCCGUGAUAGCAUUCGAAGUACGGAUGAGCAAAUUGGUACACUUUCCGGAAGAUUGCCACGUCAUCAACGGAUUUCCUAUGCGGAUAGCGACGAGCCGGAGCCGAUGAAUACGUCGGUUGACCGCAAGUCAUUUGGUCUUGAUGAUCGUCGAAUUUCGAUGAAUCGUGAUUAUAAGCGAGAUUCGACUGGCGGAGCAAUUCGACGACGAAUUUCCACAGUGGACGAUCGCCUCGAGCCAAAACGCGGGUUUGCUGUGAAGCGACAACGUACCGAUUACCAAAACGACGACGAUGAUGUAGACGAUGAGCCGAAACGUUCGAAAAAAACCAUCCAAUCGACGGUCAUAAUGCCCGCAUUGGACUCGAAAGGUCGCGAAGAGAAAAUCGAGAAACUGAAAGAAUCGGAGAACAAAGACGUGAAGAACCGAAAUCGUCGGCUAUUCUCGAAUUUGCUCAUCGGAACGCUGACGAAUUUCAAAAAGUCGGAACGCAAAACGACGCAGCAAGAGAAACAGGAGCUUGUUGAGAAGAAGCUUGAGGAAAGCAAAAAGAAAGAGGAGGAAAUUAGAUCUCAAGAAAAGAAUGAGUUGCUCAAAAAGCGCCGAGAGCAGGAACGAGAAUUGCACAAUUUGCAGCGUAAAAAAGCGCUCAUCCAAUAUGCGGAAAUCAACAUUAAGCAGCUUAAAAACAUGAAAGGGGCCAUCAAGACGUCAUUCGGACCUUCGAUUUAUUGGCAGCCAGCGAAACACACGGUCAGAUCGAUGGAACUGCAGCAGAGCACUGAGAGAUACAUUGACGAUUUGAUCAAAAAACGCGAAGAUCAAUUAAAGGAAGAUCUUGAAGCGAAAGAGCGCAAGAAUGAGAACGACGACGACGACGACGAUCAUGAGAAUGGCGAAGACGAGUAUGAUGAUGGUGGCAAAGAGGAGAUUGAAGUGGUUGUCGAUGGUAGCGAAAUAAAGCGCGAUAUAAAAAUUGAGAAUGAGAAGAAUGUCGGAAACGGCGUUGAGGAGGAGGAAGAGGAGGAAGAAGAAGAGGAAGUCCACGUCGAAUUGGACUGA
Caenorhabditis bovis is the source of this 1107-nucleotide messenger RNA. Lineage: Eukaryota; Metazoa; Nematoda; Chromadorea; Rhabditida; Rhabditidae. The record is from the annotation of a GenBank genome assembly.